Messenger RNA from Nematolebias whitei (Rio pearlfish), 546 nucleotides. It is a transcript of the gene vamp8, whose product is annotated as vesicle-associated membrane protein 8 (endobrevin). Gene Ontology annotation, molecular function: syntaxin binding; SNAP receptor activity. The coding region runs from base 134 to 499 and encodes 121 amino acids. The record is from RefSeq and is a predicted model, not a curated record. Lineage: Eukaryota; Metazoa; Chordata; Actinopteri; Cyprinodontiformes; Rivulidae. The transcript is spliced from 3 exons. Gene Ontology annotation, cellular component: SNARE complex; plasma membrane. Gene Ontology annotation, biological process: vesicle fusion; SNARE complex assembly; vesicle-mediated transport.
GGACGAAGACGAAACUCUGGUGGACUUGUUUUCAUCAACCAGGAAGUUGAGUCGACGAGGAAGCGUAGCAGCGUUAAACUUUGACGUUUUGAAGCAGUUUUCAGUCAAAGUUUAAGAACGUGUUUCCAACAAGAUGGAGUAUGAUCCGGAGCGUGGGGGACUGGAGGAGGCACCAGAGCAGAAAGACAAGGUGCAGACCUUGAAGGAUCAGGUGGAUGGAGUAACAAACAUCAUGUCACAGAAUGUGAACCGGAUCAUCGCCAGAGGAGAAAGGCUGGAUGAUCUCAUGGGCAAGUCUGAGGAUCUGCAAGAAGGGGCUAAGGGCUUCAAACAGACAUCUCAGAAAGUUGCCCGUGCCUACUGGUGGAAGAACGUGAAGCUGAUCAUAGUCAUUGUGGUCAUUGUGGUCAUCAUCAUCCUCAUCAUCGUGCUGUUGGCCACUGGAGUGAUUCCUGUCAGCCAGCCUGUGGGUCCAGUUGCUCCUACCACCAAGCCCUGAAGAACACAUAGGAUGUCCACAGUGUCUUCAAUGCUCACCACUAUUGC